Messenger RNA from Nothoprocta perdicaria, 4200 nucleotides. It is a transcript of the gene AGA, whose product is annotated as aspartylglucosaminidase. The transcript has 9 exons. Gene Ontology annotation, cellular component: lysosome. Lineage: Eukaryota; Metazoa; Chordata; Aves; Tinamiformes; Tinamidae. The record is from RefSeq and is a predicted model, not a curated record. Bases 1 to 1056 code for a protein of 351 amino acids. Gene Ontology annotation, biological process: protein deglycosylation. Gene Ontology annotation, molecular function: N4-(beta-N-acetylglucosaminyl)-L-asparaginase activity.
AUGGCGGCGGGCGGGGGGCUGCGGUUCCUCCUCGUGGCGCUGCGGUUCCUCCUCGUGGCGCUGCACAUGGCGGCCGCCUCGGCUGCGCUGCCGCUGGUCGUGAACACCUGGGCGUUUGGGAAGGCCACGGAGACAGCGUGGAGAGUGUUACAGAUGGGCGGCUCCGAGCUGGACGCAGUUGAAAAAGGCUGUGCUCAGUGUGAGAUGGACCAGUGUGACGGGAGCGUGGGAUAUGGAGGAAGUCCGGAUGAAAGUGGAGAAACGACACUGGAUGCAAUGAUUAUGGAUGGCAACACUAUGGAAGUUGGGGCAGUGGCAGAUCUGAGACGUGUAAAAAAUGCCAUUGGUGUAGCAAGAAAAGUCAUUGAACACACUAAGCAUACAUUAUUAGUGGGAGAGUCAGCCUCCCUAUUUGCUGUAAGGAUGGGGUUCCCAUAUGAAGAUUUGACUACCCCAAAAUCUCUCUCGAUGUUUUCAGAGUGGCUUAACCAGAGCUGCCAGCCAAACUACUGGAAGAAUGUAGUACCAGACUCUUCAAAAUCUUGUGGACCAUACAAAAAGACUGAAAAAGUAAUUUGUAAGGAAGACUGGAUCAGCUCCCAGAGAAGAAUAAGCGUUCAUAAUCACGAUACUAUUGGUAUGAUUGUAAUUGGUGAAAGUGGAACCAUUGCUUCUGGGACAUCUACUAAUGGUGCAAUCCACAAAAUUCCAGGCCGUGUAGGAGACUCUCCAAUAGCUGGAGCAGGAGCUUACGCUGACAGUACAGCUGGAGGAGCUGCGGCCACUGGAGACGGGGACAUCAUGAUGCGCUUCUUACCCAGCUAUCAAGCUGUGGAGUAUAUGAGGAUGGGAACAGACCCAACAGUAGCCUGUCAGAAAGUUAUUUCCAGAAUCCGGAAAUAUGCACCGAAGUUCUUUGGCGCUGUUAUAUGUGCCAAUACGACUGGAAGUUAUGGUGCUGCGUGUAAUAAAACUCCAGGAUUCACCCAAUUUCACUUCAUGGUUUAUAACCCUUCACUAAGUCAGCCAUCUGAGCAAGUAGUAGAUUGUAUUUAAUUGCUUUUCUACUAGUAGCGUCUAAACUUGGAGAAGGAAGAGCUGACAUUGCUGCUCGGCUGUUAUUUUCCAAAAUGGUUCUUCACUUUUACUGUUGUAUAAACUGGGCAAAUACAAGCGUAUGUUAGAGAUGUACCUAUUACUCCAUUGUUUUUAGUGUGCUCUACUUUGUAAAUAUUUUUGUAUAGUGCCAGUAAACUUGUUAGAUGCCUAAUCUAAUUAGUUUGUAAAAUUACUUUGUCAAUUUCAAUCUAGAGUUGUAUUUAAGCAAUGAUUCUGUGCAGUUUUAGGGAAGUGAAUAUGUCUGUGCAAUUAGCAAAUGCUUGUGUUUUUACAGUUAGCGAAGGGAAUUCGUUCCUGUUUGAAAAUCAACAUCUAAGUGAAAUGACUGAAACUUGCUGCUCUUGCAUGUACUUGAGGUCACUUGAGUUGGGAAUUCAGCAGGCAUUCCAUUGCAUCCCCACUUAAGCUUGAGCAAACCUGGGAAUCAAACUGUGGUUCUAAAUAGAGCAAAAAGUUCUCUGAAUAUUUACUUCUGAGUAAUUGCAAUAAAAUCAAGUGGGGCAUUUUUCAUGUGCAUGAAAAGACUAAGUAUCUAAUAGCCCUUCUGAUCUGUUUUCAUAAGAGCUAAAUAGUCAAAAGUGAUGACACAGUAAUCACUGAACUGGGCCUUUAACUUUGCUUUUCAAAAUCAUUGGCAGAAAAAAUGCAGUGAACAGGAUGGGAAGAAGGGAGAUUGAUUUUGAGAAUUGUCAAUUAUCAUUCAGGUUUCUUUUCCUUUUAAAGAAAAUGGCAUGGAAAUUUUGGCAAGCAAGAAAAGGGGAUUGAAGAGUAGUGCCGGUGAAGAUUAAUGAACCUUAAUUAAGAGAUAGGGAGCAUCUGCUUGCUGGACAAGUCUAACCUCUGGGCUCUUCUAACUUUUUCUGCAGUAUAUGAGAAGGAUUUUUGAGUAGAGAGGACAUCCAGACAUCCUUGUUAGUGCAAGCCCUUGAGGAGCAUUGAAGUCUUUUUGUUGUUUCUUUUAAGUGAAUGUGAAGACAGAUGGAAAUCUUUCCAUCACUUUUUUCCGUAGUGGAAGUUAGUUAUGUAUCUUAAUCACAGUAAUCACUUCAUCACUGCUUUGCUGUGUGCUUGCCCUUUCUGCACCAUGCUAACCCUGAAAAAGAACAAUUGCCUGUGUAUAGUAUAGCAGUUACCUAAAGCUAACACAGGUAUUUUUGUCACUUUUUUUCUGCAGGCAUAUCGGAGUUGACUUGCACUAAAAUGAGUGUCUUGAGAAUUGUUCUAUAUAUUUGAUACAUGAAGAUAUGUUUGAUUUUUCUGUGACCUUCAUUGCUGAGCAUUUGACUGAAUUAUUACUAAACUUGAAAUUGUUGGUGGAACUUAUAACAAGAGGAGGGAAUAAGGAGAAUUUAUCUUGUAAUGGAUGCAAACUAUUUGAAUGAAAUCACUGACUAAUAGAAUGACACUUUAAUGACUUUAAUCACUGACUAAUAGAAUGACACUUUGUAACUAUGGUUGUUUGAGCCUGCACCCUGUGCCUUACGAUGAUCAUUGCCUAGUGUUCCAAGCUGAUAUGUUUAAGAGCUGGAAGAAGACUCUUAAACUAGAGUAGCCCUUUUUAGCGGCCAGUAGUUAGACUUGGUCUAACUUGGUUGUUUAUUUGAAGGAUUUACUGCUUUCCUGGAUUUUAGACCAUUUCACAGGACAGAUUUCAGUGCAGGGUUUUUAAAUUUACAAUGGAUUGGUUGCUGACUACACGCACUUUUUCUGUAGCUUCUUACCAAACUGCUGCUUCAUUUGAUAUAGACAGAAAGAGAAUUUCUCAGCUUUGUGGUCUGACUGAUAAAGCCAGCUGUUUAUUGAAAACUUUCCUGCAGCUUCCCUGUUUGGAGUCUAUCACGGAAAUGGUUCCCUUUGUCUGUAGUUUCCUCAGCAGAGUAGCUCAGACUUUUAGAGAAUUUGAGCUUGGUCUUUCAGAUAGAUAUAUAAAUAUAAAUCUCGGACAUAUAAAUAUAAAUCUUGGACAAUCUAGAAUUAUCUUAAGGGGUAAAACCAACAGUGGUACCGAUUGACUUUUAACUUAUCAUUCUUCUAUGAACAGUUGCUGUUUGGGUUUAGUUGUUAUGUGACUUUUGUCAAUCAGUAACAACUUUGUUUAUUCUUGUUUUGAAACAACGUAUAGGAUUUCUUAGCUAAUAAUGGUAAUGUGUGCUGGGGAAAAACAAUAGCAAGGUAUUUAAAUACACAGCAGCUCCAGUCUAGAAGUGGAACAUGACACACAAAGUACACCAGGCAGUCUCUUCAUUCCUCCAUGUAAGUUCCAUUAAACUUACAGCAGACAAACAUUAAUGCCCAUGGAGCAGAUACAACAACCUUAGCAUUUCUGACACUGCUCUUGCUUUUAUUGUGAGCUGCAGAGUUGGACAGAGAAUGAUUUUAGGUAUUUGUGCAUUUAAUAGUAUUUGCUGGAUUUUCCUUGUCUCUUUUCCCUGGACAGUUAGAGUCAGUGCAGGUAAAUGCAGCACCUGCUGCUUUAGUGCCCUGCUGGUGUGCUCAGCUGCUCUGCUUAUAGUGGCAGGUGGCAUCCCGUGAAAUCAGAGCAACAGCAACCUAAAAGACAGCCAGUUGUUAGGGAAUUUCCGUCCCUGGAAUAGGGGGAAAUCUCUUGAAAGAGAAGUCUUUGAUUAUACAUUGCCCAAGCAGAGUUUUACAGCAACGUUGCUGUUGUAAGCUUUUGGAUUGUUUUUAUAACUUAGAAAUGAUAAUGAAUUUUGUCCGUUCUAGUGUAGUUGUAAAGUUCCGGGGAGUUUUGUUUGUUUCUUUUUUUGUUUGUUUGGUUUUUUAAAUUUUAUUAUUUUCUUAGCACUUGUCACCUAAAAAUCCAAGGGAUAAGAAAUUCAGUGUAGCAAGAUAUCAGUAACAGUAUUAUAGUUAAAUAUUCUGAUGUACAGAUGGCAAGAACCUGAAGUUCUUUUCCAAGACGGAUGAACUUUAUGCAAAGACUGUCAUAGAAUCUAACUCUGCUAAUACAGGAGAAGGGCAUUUGUGAAGCACGUGAAUGAGAAUCUGAUCUUUUGUCUGUAUUUGUAAAUUGUAUUUAGUUUUUGUAAAAUGUCAAACUAAUUGAGCAGGAAAAAUACA